UUCGCAAUGGCUGCAGCUAUUUGUUACGGGUUGAGCAAAUACCUUUCCACAUCCAAUGAUACAUUGUUGUUCUGCAAGCUAAUUUUGAUUGCCAUUUGUUCAUCCUAGCUCUGGUAUAUGCGACUAUCUUCGGAAAUAUCACUACAAUCGUUCAACAACUCUACGCAACGAGAACCAGGUAUAACGAAAUGAUGAAGGGAGUUAAAGACUUUCUUCGCAUUCACGAUGUUCCGGCGGAGCUCGGAGAGAGAGUGAUUGACUACAUUACUUCCUCUUGGUCAGUGAACAAAGGAAUAGAUACGGCAAAAGUGCUGAACUACUGUCCAAAGGACAUGCAAGCAGAUAUAUCAGUUCAUUUGAACCGAUGCGUUUUCAAUAUUCAUCCCGCAUUCAGACUGGCCAGUGACGGGUGCAGACGAUCCUUAGCAGUCCACUUCCAGACGCUGCAUAUUGCUCCUGGAGACUUAAUUUUUCACCAGGGCGAAAGUGUGGACCAGUUGUGUUUCGUCGCGUCAGGCUCACUUGAAGUUCUACAGGACGACGAAGUGGUGGCAUUGCUCGGCAGAGGAGACGUUUUUGGUAAUCCAUCAUGGCGAACUACGAAUUCCGUCCCUUCGGCAGCCAGCGUUCGUGCCUUGACCUAUUGUACGCUACACACCAUACGACUGGAGCGGCUUCGAGCUGUGUUACAGUUCUAUCACGCGUUCUCCAACAGCUUCGCACGCAAUUUGGAGCUGAACUAUAACCUAUGCAACAGGGUAGUAUUUAGAAAACUGGCAGAUGUGAAAAGAGAAUUGGAACUGUCGAUGCGCAACACAAAGGAACCACCGCUCAGUACACUACCAGCGGAACAUCCCGUGCGCAAGCUGAUUUCACGACUACGUCGUUCAAGCCAGAUGGAUCAGUCAGCAAGACGCGAAUUGGGCACCAUUGUCUCCGGUGACUCCUCGGUAGUCGGAUCCGAUUUGGACAGUAUGUCAGGGAGCAUUCAACUGGAGGCGCGCAAAACCAGUAGUUUGUCUGACCCGCGGCCAGGUGCAAUGGGGAAGUCGACCGAAUCCGAAAUGCAUAUGCAGCAGCAGUCUGUGACCAUGCUUGGAACCCACAAUCCCAGCAACGCAGUGAACAACAACGAUACAGUGAACAUCAUCACUUCAUCCUCCACUCAAAUUACCCCCAAUACCGUGACAGUUCAUCCAAAUCCCGCAAACAAGUGGGCGCGUUUGCUUUCAAAGGCAGCCCAACCACGAAUUUCAGCAACACCCGAAGAGCCACCGAAGGAAAGUAAGGAGGAUCCUAACAAAGAUGCAUGCUUCACCAGGGAAUCCGUGGAAACAGAAAGCAUCCCUCGUAGUGCGAUCCCUGAGGUCGUGAACAAAGAAGUCUCAAUAGUCGCACAAGCCAUACCCGGUGGAGCAGACACAACUGUCUCUUUAAUGGAUUUUGGUAUUACUUUAAAGGAAGAAUUGGCCACUAUGCGGAUGGAACUGAAGAAAGGUCUGACGGAGGUUAUCAAACGCAUUGAUCACUUAGAGACUCAAGUGGAGGAAAUCGGGCAGCAAAUAAUCGGCAAAAAGAUUUGAUCAACUCGGAACUAUCCGCUGCAUUUCACAAGGGAUUCCAGACCCUAUCAAUAUUUCCUUACCUAAUGAAACUGUGUGUACAGCUAUGUAAUACGUUUUAAAAUGAGAACGGUACCGGGGUCUUCAGAAAGCAGGCUUACGCUAAACGUCAGUGGCAUUCGGCACCGGAUGAAGUGGGAUGCCAGCAAUAAAUUAUGCUCAAAUUAGUCCAAAAUACCGACGGAAAAAAGCAAACCACUUGAAUUAUCUCGUCGGAGACCUUUUACAGCUUCAUCUUGCACCUAACUGGAUGGGUCACUGUGUUUGACAGCUCACUGCUGUUACAUUCGCCUCGUCAUAACUAGUUUGAAAUCCCAUAAAACUCAAAUAGCGGAAACGAAUUUGGAGUUUGCUACUCUCGACCUACAAAACACGAAAUAUGUAUUCCGCAAUCAAGUUCAAAUGUUUGCAGGGACGUCUUAGAUCAAAU
Dicrocoelium dendriticum is the source of this 2052-nucleotide messenger RNA. The record is from the annotation of a GenBank genome assembly. Lineage: Eukaryota; Metazoa; Platyhelminthes; Trematoda; Plagiorchiida; Dicrocoeliidae.